AUUAUUAACCACAAGUGCGCGUUUGUAGCGAGUUAGAAAUAAUUACACAGACGUAUUAAAAUCGAUUACUUCGUAAGGUCAGACCAAAGCUCCACAACACCUGCUGAAAUUGAAUUAUUUAUUAACAACAAAACAUAUGAAAGCAGGUAUUAAGGAGAUUCAAUUUAUCUCAUUCACAGUGAUUGCCGCCAGUUCCUGAGCAGGUGUGUUGUCAAUGGUUAAAAGAUAACUUACCCAAUAAAACAGGUUGCCUGUUUAAUCGACUUUCAGUUUCCUUGGCAUAGAUAUAAUUUCAGUUAUUGUCUCAGUCAAGCCGGCGUGUUGUUUAGAUCAAGAUCUACUAUUUGCUUCCAAAAUGUACACAAUUUUGGAAACUCUUUUUGUUAUAGGGUGUGUUGCUUUUGCUUGUGGAGAACAGCAAGCGGUUGUUAAAAUCGUGAAUAAUGGUACAAGCAAAGUUGAUGGGGUUGUGUACUUCAAGGAAAGUACUAAUGGGAUAUUGGUAACAGGAAAUAUUACUGGAUUAACUCCAGGUUCUCAUGGUUUCCACGUUCAUGCCAUUGGGGAUAUUUCUGGAGGAUGCCUUACCACCGGCGCACAUUUCAAUCCGAAAAACGUUUCUCAUGGAGGCCCAAAUGCAACUGUGCGCCACGUCGGAGAUCUAGGAAAUAUCGAAGCUGAUGAGACUGGGCUUGCUGUGAUCAAAAUCUCAGACAGCAUCAUCGCUUUAAGUGGAGAAAAUAGCAUUAUCGGAAGAGGAAUCGUAAUACAUGAGGAUCCUGAUGAUUUUGGACUAACCGACGCGAGCGAUUCGAAAACUACAGGCCAUGCAGGUGCCAGAGUCGGUUGUGGAGUCAUCGGAACUUUGUAAUUAUUACAAAAAAACGAGUGAAUCGAGUUCAGCGAACACCGUCCGAUCGACAAUCUUAGUUGCUUGGAUUUUAGUAGUAUUUGCAUGCCUUGUUCGUACAUUGUAACACUCAGACGUACAAUUUUUUGAUGUGUUUGAUUUUUUUAACAAUUUGUAGUAAAAAAUAAUUUGUUAGAGGAUUAGUACUUUUAACAAAAUUAGAACAAUGUAACAAUGUAAUAAACAAUUAUUAGUCAGCUGAUCAUUAGCCCAAUUUUGUUAGCUUUGAUUUUUGAUCGACAAAUUUAAACGGAAAAUAAAAAGUGACUAAAAAAUAUACUUAGUAGCUGACCCGGUAAAUGUUGUUUUGCCAUGUAAAUUAUUCCUGAGAUUAUAUUUUAGAAGAAAAAAAACUUAUUUUCAGUGCGUAGAGUUGUGGUAAUGAGUGGCCGAAGCUUGGAGCGCUGUGAACGAUGAUGGAAUAUAAAAAUAACAAUACCAAA
Dendroctonus ponderosae (mountain pine beetle) is the source of this 1353-nucleotide messenger RNA. Its product is annotated as superoxide dismutase [Cu-Zn]. Gene Ontology annotation, biological process: removal of superoxide radicals. NCBI's taxonomy places the organism in Eukaryota, Metazoa, Arthropoda, Insecta, Coleoptera, Curculionidae. Gene Ontology annotation, molecular function: copper ion binding; superoxide dismutase activity. The transcript has 6 exons. The record is from RefSeq and is a predicted model, not a curated record. The coding region runs from base 356 to 871 and encodes 171 amino acids.